Molecule: messenger RNA, 1681 nt
Organism: Erinaceus europaeus (western European hedgehog)
Lineage: Eukaryota; Metazoa; Chordata; Mammalia; Eulipotyphla; Erinaceidae
Gene: TBXT
Product: T-box transcription factor T
Exons: 8
Coding region: 1-1284 (427 amino acids)
Biological process (GO): cell fate specification; mesoderm formation; somitogenesis
Cellular component (GO): nucleus
Molecular function (GO): DNA-binding transcription factor activity, RNA polymerase II-specific; RNA polymerase II cis-regulatory region sequence-specific DNA binding
Source: RefSeq, a predicted model, not a curated record
AUGAGCGGCCCGGGCGCAGAGGGCGCGGGCAGAGGCCUGCAGCACCCCGUGGACCAUCUGCUGAGCGCCGUGGACAGCGAGCUGCAGGCGGGCAGCGACAAGGGCGACCCCACGGAGCGCCAGCUGCGCGUGGGGCUGGAGGAGGGCGAGCUGUGGCUGCGCUUCAAGGAGCUCACCAACGAGAUGAUCGUCACCAAGAGCGGCAGGAGGAUGUUCCCGGUGCUGAAGGUCAGUGUGUCCGGCCUGGACCCCAACGCCAUGUAUUCCUUCCUGCUGGACUUCGUGGCGGCCGACAGCCAUCGCUGGAAGUACGUCAACGGAGAGUGGGUUCCCGGGGGCAAGCCCGAGCCCCAGGCGCCCAGCUGCGUGUACAUCCACCCCGACUCGCCCAACUUCGGGGCACACUGGAUGAAGGCGCCCGUGUCCUUCAGCAAGGUCAAGCUGACCAACAAACUGAGCGGGGGAGGUCAGAUCAUGCUCAACUCCUUGCACAAGUAUGAGCCCAGGAUCCACAUAGUGAGAGUUGGAGGCCCCCAGCGAAUGAUCACCAGUCACUGCUUCCCAGAGACCCAGUUCAUUGCUGUCACGGCCUAUCAGAACGAGGAGAUCACAGCUCUUAAAAUCAAAUACAACCCCUUUGCCAAGGCCUUCCUGGAUGCCAAGGAGAGAAGCGACCACAAGGACCUGGCGGAGGAGCCCGGGGAAGGCUUGCAGUCAGGGUUCUCCUCCCAGUCAGGGGGGUGGCUCCUUCCUGGAACAAGCUCCCUCUGUCCACCCGCCACCCCCCACACACAGUUUGGAGCCCCCUUGUCCCUGCCCUCGGCUCACAGCUGCGAAAGGUACCCCACCCUGAGGAGCCCCAGGCCAGCCCCCUACCCCAGUCCUUAUGGGCAUCGCAACAGCUCACCAACUUACCCUGACAGCUCGUCUGCCUGUCUGUCCAUGCUGCAGCCCCCAGACAACUGGGCCAGCCUGGGAAUGCCCACCCACACAGGCAUGCUCCCCAUGGGGGCCAGUGCCGGCCCCCCUGGGGGCUCCAGCCAGUACCCCAGCCUGUGGCCUGUGAGCAGUGGCGGCGUGACUCCUGGCCCACAGACGGCAGGGGUCUCCGGGGGGCUGGUGCCCCAGUUCUUCCGAGGCUCCCCUACGCCCACGGCGCCCCUCGGCCAUCCGUCCUCGGCCCCCUCAUCAUCCGGGUCUCCGCUGUACGAGGGGGCCCCCACAGCCACAGACCCAGACAGCCUCCUGAGCUCCUGGACACCGGUGCCUCCGCCCUCGCUGUGAGCCCGUCGGGCCCGAGAGACAGUGACAGCCUGCUGGGGACACCUCUCUCUGGUGCCCGGGGGCAGGCUCUUGGGAGACGGGCAGGAGAGUGCCCCUCCUGGGGGUGCAGCUGGGUGGCUUAUGUGCUGCAGGUGGACUCAGGAGUGAUGUUCUGUGCGUCGGUCUCUGAGAGCUCACAGCCAAAUGCAGGUGCCAGGGCCUCUCCUGCAGCUGGCACAGGCCUCCCCUUGCAGACCUGCAGCAGAGCAGGCCACGCAGGAAGGAUGGUGCAGGCCCCCGUGAAGAAGGAACUUGCGCCUGCACGUAGGAGCCCAGGAAUGUGCUGAGUAGUGGGUACCCCCUUGUCUACAGCCAGGCCAGCACCGCAGCCCAGGGUCUCCCUUCCUCAAAAGCAGCC